AAGGGUUGCAGGUCAUCCGCAGCGCCCUUGGUGCUUCAUUUUCGUCUCGCGCAGUCCGGUAGGAAAAGCGCGGACUUUGCCUCUCGCUGCUGGGGCCCGGGCUGCCCGGUUGCAGAGUGAGUGAGUGAGUGAGUGAGUGGCGGCGCCUCUUGGACUGGAGGCCCGCGCCGGCGGGGCGGGGCGACGGGCGGCCGAUCGAUCGUCAUGGAGGCGUCGAACGCGCCGAACGCGCUGCAGCGGAGAGCUUGUUGGGCCGCCAGAGACGAGCUGUGGAGGUGUCUGGACGAGAAGAGCGAUGAUGAUGCGGCUCUGUGUGACGCCUUUCGCAAGGUUUUCGAGGCCAAAUGUCCGGCCCAGUGGGUGAAAUAUUUUAACAAAAGAAGAGAUUUUUUGAAGUUCAAGGAGAAGAUCAAUUCUGAUGGAUUUGAACCUUCAUCGUAGUCCUUGAUUAUAAAGGUACAUGUGUAUGCAGCACAGGACUGAAAUAUCGGGUGGAACAUGCAGUCUUUGGAUGCAGAAGCUCAUUUAUCAUUGAAUAAACAACUGUUGACUGUUCAGUCCUAUUCAUUUUAUUUUUAUCGAGUGGUCUUCUCACACGGUGACAAUGAAGAAAAAGGAUCAGAAACAUAAUAGGCUAUAAACAAAAUGUUGGCUUUUCAUUAAUUUGCUACAGUAACUAUGUAAUUAUUAAAGCUCCUAACCAUAUCUAGGUAUCCCUCGAUUUACAGACUCUUUAUCUGAAAUUUCAGUAUAACGAGUCUUGGCAUAUGAUACCAAAUUUGAUUUAUGGAACGGAAAGUCAGUAUGAUAAAAUUUAUGUGAGCCCUGUUUAAAAAAAUGUUUGGAAAUUGUACAUUGUGUGAAUAAAAUAAAAGUGCAGAAAUGUACUGUUGUUGGUGCUGUGUAGCAUAGCCAACUCAUUCAUAGGUUAGACCAACAUCUUGCUACUGCUAUAUGAGGCAAAAAAAAGUUUGAUAUGUUCAGUAACCAUCAAGUUGAGACCCUUU
Molecule: messenger RNA, 1007 nt
Organism: Scleropages formosus (Asian bonytongue)
Lineage: Eukaryota; Metazoa; Chordata; Actinopteri; Osteoglossiformes; Osteoglossidae
Gene: coa6
Product: cytochrome c oxidase assembly factor 6
Exons: 3
Coding region: 205-441 (78 amino acids)
Biological process (GO): respiratory chain complex IV assembly; mitochondrial ATP synthesis coupled electron transport
Cellular component (GO): mitochondrion
Source: RefSeq, a predicted model, not a curated record